Malaya genurostris is the source of this 1394-nucleotide messenger RNA. RefSeq names its product vacuolar protein-sorting-associated protein 36 (gene Vps36). Gene Ontology annotation, molecular function: phosphatidylinositol-3-phosphate binding; ubiquitin binding. The coding region runs from base 186 to 1373 and encodes 395 amino acids. The transcript has 3 exons. The record is from RefSeq and is a predicted model, not a curated record. Gene Ontology annotation, biological process: protein transport to vacuole involved in ubiquitin-dependent protein catabolic process via the multivesicular body sorting pathway. Gene Ontology annotation, cellular component: late endosome membrane; ESCRT II complex. Lineage: Eukaryota; Metazoa; Arthropoda; Insecta; Diptera; Culicidae.
UUUCUCUUUCAUCACUCUCUCUUUCGAUUGUUGUGAUGUGAUUAAAAAGAUUUUCUUUGAUUUGACUACACUGUUCGAAAGUCGAAAGUUUCGGGUAUCAUUUUAUGCUAAGAGUUGAGUGAUAAACGUGGAAACCGCUUGGUAUUUAAUAGAAGAGAAAGUAAACAAAGAGAAAUGUUCAUUGUAUGAACGGUAUUUUCAAUAGGUCCGGAGAAACAGUUAUGAACCGAUUUGAAUAUUGCCAGGCACGACUUAGCGAGGGUGAAUCUUUCGUUGCCAAAGACCGCAAUAUUAAAUUGUACAAUGGUGAUGAGAAAACCAACUUCGAAGACGGAGAGCUCGUUCUUACCUCGCACCGAAUACUGUGGGGUCGUAUUGGAGAAAUUGCCCGUGGUGGUAACGUAAUAUCGCUUCGUCUUAGGUAUGUGCAGUCUCUAGACGAAGAGGAGGCCAGUUCAAUGUUGUUUGGAAGAAAAAAGAGAAUUAUCGUCCGAUUGGCGAUGCUAUUGCCCGACAAAACACCCGGUCCGAUGGACAAUAGUUGUGCUACAUUUGUUAAAAUUUCCGGCAAAAAUGGAAUGGAUCAGGCAUUUGUGCAGGCGCUACACGAAACUGUUGCCGCUAAAAUUUGGGAGAUUAGUGGAGAAAAAGUACCUGAAGCGGGACCAUCGAAACGAGUACUACGAACUGGUAUUAUGGGAAUUGAACGAAAAAUGUUUGAAAAGCAAAAACAAACCGAUGACAACAUAAACAUGGCUUUUAAGGAUUUGGGAAAGUUGAUGGAAAGGGCCAAGGAAAUGGUGGAGAUUUCUAAGAUCGUAAGUGCAAAAAUUAGAGAGCGACAUGGUGAUCUUUCCGAGGAUGAAACUAUUCGGUUCAAAUCGUACUUGAUGAGUCUGGGUAUAGAUGAUCCUGUUACGAGAGAUGGAACACGAAGCAACUCGGAAUAUUUUAUGAAAUUAUCGCAACAGUUAUGUGAAAUUCUGUUAGACCCAAUAAUGGAAGCAGGUGGAAUGAUGUCUCUAGCAGACGUGUACUGUAGAGUCAAUCGUGCUCGUGGUUUAGAAUUACUUUCACCUGAGGAUUUGUUGGAAGCCUGCAAAUUACUCAUAGGCCCGAUCAAACUAAGGAAAUUUCCAAGUGGUGCUAUGGUACUACAGUUAGAGAAUCAUGACGAUGAAUUGGUUUCAAAGGAAACAACUGAACUAGUAGAAAAACAUACUUCAAUAAGUGCUGAAGAGUUGGCUCGAGUCGUAGGUAUUUCUUUAUUAUUAGCAAACGAACGAUUACUAGCAGCCGAGGUACUUGGUCAACUUUGUCGCGAUGAGUCGAUAGAAGGUUUGCGGUUUUAUCCUAAUUUAUUUCUUCAAUAAAGACAAUUAACUAGAUCGUAA